Pseudophryne corroboree (corroboree frog) is the source of this 14865-nucleotide messenger RNA. It is a transcript of the gene ACACA, whose product is annotated as acetyl-CoA carboxylase alpha. Gene Ontology annotation, biological process: fatty acid biosynthetic process. Gene Ontology annotation, cellular component: mitochondrion. Gene Ontology annotation, molecular function: metal ion binding; acetyl-CoA carboxylase activity; ATP binding. NCBI's taxonomy places the organism in Eukaryota, Metazoa, Chordata, Amphibia, Anura, Myobatrachidae. The transcript is spliced from 51 exons. The coding region runs from base 274 to 6930 and encodes 2218 amino acids. The record is from RefSeq and is a predicted model, not a curated record.
CGGAGUGCGGCCUGUCCCCGGGGCGGGGCUCCGAGCUGCACGCACUGAGGUAACCCCGGUCACACCACUCCUCAGCUGAGGCUGCCGGGCAGGGGGCGGGCUCUCGCGGCAUGGAGGCCGGGCGAUGAUGGAUUAUUAUAACCUGCUCUUGGAGACGCCGCUGUAGCAUCCUUCUGUGCCGUGCCUGUCUAUGCUGCCAGUGACUAGCAAGUGAGCGGCGAACGGAGACCCUGUCCCUUCUGUAACCGCUGCCGGCCACCCUGCUGGAAUAUAAUGGAGGAGUCUCUGCCUAACUCGAAGAUGCUAGAUCUGAAUCAUUCUCGCUUUAUCAUUGGUUCUGUAUCGGAGGACAACUCUGAGGAUGAAUUCAGCUCUUUGGUUAAAGUGGAUAUUCUAGAAGAUAAAGAAAGGUCUUUAUCUCCAGCUUCUAUAUCUUCAGACACCGUAUCUGACAUGGCAUUAUCAAACUUUCAAGAGAACCUGGCUUUACAAAUGAGGCCUAGCAUGUCGGGGUUGCAUUUGGUCAAGCAAGGUCGGGAACGGAAAAAAAUAGACUUGCAGAGAGAUUUUACUGUGGCUUCACCAGCAGAAUUUGUCACCCGUUUUGGAGGGAAUAAAGUUAUAGAAAAGGUAUACUUUACUCCAACAUAUUCACAUAUUAAAAAUGUUUCUACCAACGAGCAAUCUGUGUAUAUAGGACCUUAUUCACGCACUCUAAGUGUACCACAAGAGAUUUAUAUGAAGGGCUAUGUGAAAGAUGUGGAUGAUGGAUUAAAGGCUGCAGAACAUGUGGGAUAUCCUGUAAUGAUUAAAGCAUCUGAAGGAGGAGGAGGCAAAGGUAUUCGGAAAGUGAAUAAUGCAGAAGAUUUUCCUAACCUUUUUCGCCAGGUCCAAACAGAGGUUCCUGGGUCUCCCAUAUUUGUAAUGAGACUAGCGAAGCAAUCACGUCACCUGGAGGUACAGAUUCUUGCUGAUCAGUAUGGGAAUGCUAUUUCACUGUUUGGCCGGGAUUGUUCUGUGCAACGACGUCACCAGAAGAUUAUCGAAGAAGCACCUGCAUCAAUUGCCACCAGCACAGUGUUUGAGCAGAUGGAGCAGUGUGCUGUGAAACUUGCCAAAAUGGUUGGAUAUGUAAGCGCUGGGACAGUGGAAUAUCUGUAUAGUCAAGACGGCACCUUCUACUACCUAGAGCUAAACCCCCGUCUACAGGUGGAGCACCCCUGUACUGAGAUGGUUGCUGAUAUCAAUCUUCCAGCUGCACAACUUCAGAUUGCCAUGGGAAUUCCUCUUCAUAGAAUAAAGGAUAUUCGAAUGCUGUAUGGAGUUCCAGCCUGGGGAGACACACUAAUUGACUUUGACAACUCACUGAAUGCUCCAUGCCCUAGAGGACAUGUUAUUGCAGCUCGUAUCACUAGUGAAAAUCCAGAUGAGGGUUUUAAACCAAGCUCUGGGACUGUCCAAGAACUUAAUUUUCGCAGCAGCAAGAAUGUCUGGGGUUACUUCAGUGUUGCUGCAGCUGGAGGCCUCCAUGAAUUUGCUGAUUCUCAGUUUGGGCACUGUUUCUCCUGGGGAGAAAACCGAGAAGAAGCUAUAUCAAAUAUGGUGGUUGCUUUGAAGGAAUUGUCCAUUCGUGGAGAUUUUCGAACUACUGUAGAAUAUUUGAUAAAACUUCUUGAAACCGAAUGUUUCCAGCGAAAUAGAAUUGACACUGGCUGGCUGGAUAGACUGAUCUCAGAGAAAGUGCAGGCUGAACGCCCAGACACUAUGCUUGGAAUUGUUUGUGGAGCAUUACAUGUUGCAGAUAUGAGCCUGAGAAACAGUGUUUCCAAUUUCUUACACUCUUUAGAGAGGGGACAAGUGUUACCAGCACACACACUGUUAAAUACAGUGGAUGUGGAACUUAUCUAUGAGGGGAAGAAAUAUGUGCUCAAGGUGACGCGUCAGUCACCGAAUUCAUAUGUAGUGAUAAUGAACAGCUCCUAUGUGGAAGUGGAUUUGCACAGACUGAGCGAUGGCGGCCUACUCCUGUCCUAUGAUGGCAGCAGCUAUACUACAUAUAUUAAAGAAGAAAUUGACAGGUACCGUGUCACUAUUGGAAAUAAAACCUGCGUUUUUGAAAAGGAAAAUGAUCCCUCAAUCUUGCGCUCUCCUUCUGCUGGCAAGCUGAUACAGUAUGUAGUGGAGGAUGGAGGUCAUGUCUUUGCAGGACAGUGCUACGCCGAGAUAGAGGUGAUGAAGAUGGUGAUGACCCUAACAGCCAUGGAGUCAGGAUGUAUUCAUUACGUGAAGCGCCCAGGGGCUGUUCUGGAGCCUGGUUGUAUAAUUGCUAAGCUUCAACUAGAUGAUCCGAGCAGGGUGCAGCAGGCUGACCUCCACACAGGAUGUUUGCCUCUGAUACACAGCACUGCCCUGCAUGGAGAGAAGCUGCAUCGGGUUUUUCACUAUGUUCUAGAUAACCUGGUAAAUGUCAUGAAUGGAUAUUGUUUUCCAGAGCCUUACUUCAGCAGCAAGCUAAAAGAUUAUGUGGAAAGACUGAUGAAAACCCUCCGAGAUCCAUCUCUUCCUUUGCUGGAGCUUCAGGACAUUAUGACAAGUGUAUCAGGGCGUAUUCCACUAAAUGUGGAGAAAUCGAUCAAGAAAGAGAUGGCACAAUAUGCCAGCAACAUCACUUCUGUGUUGUGCCAGUUUCCAAGCCAACAGAUUGCAAAUAUACUGGACAGUCACGCAGCUACAUUGAACCGUAAAUCUGAACGUGAGGUUUUCUUCAUGAACACACAGAGCAUUGUGCAAUUGGUGCAAAGAUACCGGAGUGGUAUUCGAGGUCACAUGAAAGCUGUAGUCAUGGAUUUGCUUCGACAGUAUUUAAAGGUGGAAACACAGUUCCAGCAUGGUCAUUAUGACAAGUGUGUCUUUACCCUCCGGGAAGAGAAUAAAAGUGACCUCACCUUGGUCCUGAAUUACAUCUUCUCCCAUGCUCAAGUCACCAAGAAGAACCUCUUAAUUACUAUGCUGAUUGAUCAGUUGUGUGGUCGCGACCCUACAUUAACAGAUGAAUUACUGAACAUUUUGAUAGAGCUCACCCAGCUAAGUAAAACUACAAAUGCAAAAGUGGCUCUUCGGGCACGGCAGGUCCUUAUUGCUUCACAUUUGCCUUCAUAUGAGCUUCGACAUAACCAAGUGGAAUCCAUAUUUUUGUCUGCCAUCGAUAUGUAUGGGCAUCAGUUUUGUAUUGAAAAUCUUCAGAAACUUAUCCUUUCGGAAACCUCCAUCUUUGAUGUUCUACCCAACUUUUUCUACCACAGCAACCAGGUGGUGAGGAUGGCUGCAUUAGAGGUGUAUGUGCGACGCGCAUACAUUGCUUAUGAGCUGAACAGUGUGCAGCACAGACAGCUGAAGGACAACACAUGUGUAGUUGAAUUUCAGUUCAUGUUACCAACGUCUCAUCCCAACAGGGGGAAUAUCCCGACGCUAAACAGAAUGUCAUUUUCUUCUAAUCUUAACCAUUAUGGUAUGGUCCAUGUUGCUAGUGUCAGCGAUGUCCUCCUUGAUACCUCAUUUACUCCACCGUGCCAAAGAAUGGGCGGCAUGGUUGCUUUUCGGACUUUUGCUGAUUUUGUUAGAAUGUUUGAUGAUGUAAUGAGCUGCUUCUCAGACUCUCCUCCGCAAAGUCCUAUCUUCCCUGAAGCAGGCCAUCCUUCCCUCUAUGAUGAAGAUGACAAUAAGAGCAUCCGGGAUGAGCCUAUCCAUAUCCUCAACAUUGCCAUCAAAACUGAUUGUGACACUGAAGAUGAUGGAUUGGCUGCCAUGUUCCGGGAGUUCACACAGAACAAAAAAGCAGUGCUGAUGGAUCAUGGCAUUCGUAGACUGACAUUUUUGGUAGCACAGAAGGAUUUCAGAAAACAAAUUAACUGUGAGGUAGACCAACGUUUUCAUAGAGAAUUCCCAAAGUUUUUUACUUUCCGUGCAAGAAAUAAGUUUGAAGAAGACAGAAUAUACAGACAUUUGGAGCCCGCUCUUGCCUUCCAGUUAGAGCUGAACCGUAUGAGAAACUUUGAUUUGACAGCAAUCCCAUGUGCUAACCAUAAAAUGCACCUGUAUUUGGGGGCUGCAAAGGUAGAAGAGGGAACUGAAGUGACAGAUUAUAGGUUCUUUGUCCGUGCAAUUAUCAGACAUUCUGACCUAGUUACAAAGGAAGCUUCAUUUGAGUACCUUCAGAAUGAAGGUGAGCGCCUCCUGUUAGAAGCUAUGGAUGAACUGGAAGUGGCCUUUAACAACACCAAUGUGCGCACUGACUGUAACCAUAUAUUUUUAAACUUUGUACCGACUGUUAUCAUGGAUCCUUCGAAGAUUGAGGAAUCUGUGCGAAGCAUGGUCAUGCGCUAUGGAAGUCGACUGUGGAAAUUACGUGUCCUACAAGCUGAAUUAAAAAUAAACAUCCGUUUAACACCAACAGGAAAGCAAAUUCCAAUACGUCUCUUUUUGACAAAUGAAUCUGGCUACUACUUGGACAUCAGCUUAUACAAAGAGGUGACAGACUCCAGAACUGCACAGAUUAUGUUCCAGGCAUAUGGAGACAAACAAGGACCACUUCACGGGAUGCUUAUAAAUACUCCUUAUGUCACUAAAGAUCUUCUACAGUCAAAACGGUUCCAAGCACAGUCCUUAGGAACAACCUAUAUAUAUGAUAUCCCUGAAAUGUUUCGUCAGGCUCUCAUUAAGUUGUGGGAAUCAAUGGAUGCCAGCGCUUUCAUUUCAAAGAGUCCCCUACCUUCAGAUGUCCUUAUAUACACUGAACUUGUACUAGAUGACCAGGGCCAGUUAGUACACAUGAACAGGCUUCCAGGGGGAAAUGAGAUUGGCAUGGUGGCUUGGAAAAUGACCCUGAAAUCUCCCGAGUACCCAGAUGGCAGAGACAUCAUUGUAAUAGGGAAUGACAUCACAUAUAGAAUUGGCUCUUUUGGACCUCAAGAGGAUUUGCUGUACUUAAGAGCCUCAGAGCUCUCUAGGUCACAAGGGAUCCCACGUAUAUAUGUUGCAGCAAACAGCGGUGCUAGGAUAGGACUGGCUGAAGAGAUACGUCACAUGUUCCACGUUGCUUGGGUGGAUGCUGAUGAUCCCUACAAAGGGUUUAAAUAUUUAUAUUUAACACCACAAGACUACAAGAAGGUCAGUGCCCUGAACUCUGUACAUUGUGAACAUGUGGAAGACGAAGGUGAAUCUAGGUACAAGAUUACAGACAUAAUUGGUAAGGAAGAAGGACUUGGAGUGGAGAACCUUCGGGGAUCUGGCAUGAUUGCUGGAGAGUCAUCAUUAGCUUAUGAAGAAGUCAUCACCAUUAAUCUGGUAACCUGCAGAGCAAUUGGCAUUGGAGCAUAUUUGGUGAGGUUGGGUCAAAGAACAAUUCAGGUUGAGAACUCACAUAUCAUAUUGACAGGAGCUGGAGCAUUGAACAAGGUGCUUGGCCGGGAGGUCUAUACAUCUAACAACCAGCUUGGUGGCAUCCAUAUCAUGCACAACAAUGGAGUCACACAUGCCACAGUAUAUGAUGACUAUGAAGGAGUGUACACAAUUUUGCAGUGGCUUUCUUACAUGCCUAAGAGUGUUUCCAGUCCUGUGUCCAUAAUUACGCCAAAGGAUCCAAUUGACAGACACAUUGACUUUACUCCUACCAAAGCUCCUUAUGAUCCUAGAUGGAUGCUGUCUGGUCGACCUCACCCAAGUCAGAAAGGACAAUGGUUAAGUGGAUUCUUUGACCAUGGAUCCUUCAUGGAAAUAAUGAAGCCAUGGGCACAGACUGUAGUGGUUGGAAGAGCCAGACUUGGAGGUAUACCAGUGGGAGUGGUUGCAGUAGAAACAAGGACCGUGGAGUUAAGCAUACCCGCUGACCCUGCUAACCUGGACUCUGAGGCUAAGAUAAUACAACAAGCAGGACAGGUGUGGUUUCCAGAUUCUGCCUUCAAAACUGCACAAGCAAUCAAGGACUUCAACAGGGAAGGGCUCCCGAUUAUGGUGUUUGCCAACUGGAGAGGUUUUUCUGGCGGAAUGAAAGACAUGUAUGAUCAAGUUCUGAAAUUUGGAGCGUACAUUGUGGAUGGCUUGCGUGAAUACCAGCAGCCUGUGUUGGUGUAUAUACCACCUCAAGCUGAACUGAGAGGAGGAUCAUGGGUAGUAAUAGAUCCUACAAUCAAUCCGAGGCACAUGGAGAUGUAUGCUGACAAAGAGAGCAGAGGGGGUGUUUUGGAACCAGAGGGAACUGUGGAAAUAAAGUUCAGGAGAAAAGAUUUGGUAAAGACUAUGCGGAGAGUGGAUCCAGUUUACAUUCGCCUGGCAGAGAGAUUAGGUACUCCGGAGCUUAGUCCCGCUGACUGCAAGGAGUUGGAGAACAAGCUUAAAGAAAGAGAAGAAUUUUUGAUCCCUAUUUACCACCAAGUGGCUGUGCAGUUUGCUGACCUGCAUGAUACACCAGGAAGAAUGCAAGAAAAGGGAGUUAUAACUGAUGUAUUGGAGUGGAAGACAUCAAGGACGUUUUUUUACUGGAGGCUACGGAGGUUGCUUUUGGAAGAUGUAGCAAAAAAGAAGAUCCAUGCUGCAAAUCCUGAGUUAACUGAUGGGCAAAUACAGGCCAUGCUGAGACGAUGGUUUGUGGAGGUGGAAGGAACAGUCAAGGCAUACCUAUGGGAUAAUAAUAAGGAUGUUGUUGAAUGGCUGGAGAAGCAGCUGACUGAGGAGGAGGGAGCCCGCUCUGUGGUUGAUGAAAACAUCAAGUACAUUUCCAGAGACUAUAUCCUCAAACAAAUCCGCAGCUUGGUGCAAGAAAACCCAGAAGUUGCUAUGGAUUCUAUAGUUCACAUGACACAACACAUAUCACCAACUCAAAGAGCCGAAAUUGUGCGUAUUCUGUCAACCAUGGACUCCCCAACAUCUACAUAGAGAUCUUGUUACUCUCAGAGCUCAGACCGCCUAAGCACAUAGACUGUAUCUUAGGGUUCAGUAUGAUACGCCUGUAUUUAUGUGAGGAAUUUUGAAUAAUUAGAACCUGGUAGGUUGUUUUAAUGAUAACUGCUGAACUGGAACACAUCAUGGAUUAUAGUAUGCUCUUUUACAUUUGUUUACUUUGCAGAACAUAAAUUGUGGAAAUCCAGAACACAUCUUCAGCAGAUCAACAGAGAUGUAAUUUUGUUCUGAUUUUAUAUGUCCAUGUGGGUCAGACAUAGACUACAUCUCAAUCCACCUAUCAUACAUCUAAGUGGUCCCAUUUUCCAUUCAGCACUGGUGUAAAGUGUGCAGUUAUAGAUGUCUGACUUUGCUCUAAAUGAUUUGAGGUUAUAAUCUACAUUGUUUAUUGAAACAAAAUGUAUUAGUAGCUAGGCUUAAUGCUUACCCUUUGUAGGCAUAAUCUUCUCCUAUUUUUAUUUAUUUUCUAAGUCCAAUAGCACUUAGACCUUUACCAAUUAAUGUAACAUUUUAUUUCUAUUUAUUAUAUCUGUUACUGUCAUGCUCAGUUAGCACACCCCUUUAUAUGUAAAAUAUUUGAUAACACUGACUGCAUUGCUAUAUAAUUAUUUUGCUUUUAGGUGUGUUUUGUCAAAUGGAAGAAUCUACUUCUGCUUUCUGAGUGAUUGUGCCUGACUGCAGAACAUUACUGCAGUGCAGUCCUUUUAUGCGCCAAGCAGUACACCCUGUUCAAUGUUGGACGUGUUGGUGCAAGUGUCACCAACACAUGUAAUGGGCUUUCUCUGACUUGGUUUGUGUCACCAGUUACACAGGGACCAGCAGAGAAGGGUUGCUGGUGUAUGGUCAUUCCUGCUCAAUGUGCAGUAUAGAACGCUGUACAUGGGAAGUGAUGGUAUCUCUUCAGCCUCCCCUUGAUAACCUUGGUAACAUCAUCAUCACAGUUCUUUGGAGAAGGUAUAGAAACUGGGAUUGGUAAAACCCAGAGAUGCUCUCUACACACUGCCAUAAAAUUAGAUGAAUUUUGUAAAAUUUGCAUGCAAAUACUUUAACACUUGCUGAUUCUAUUAAAAUAACAAAUUUCUCUCCCUAGAGCAGUGGUUUCCUCAAGACACCCUAACAGUCCAGGCUUUAAGAAUAUCCAUGCUUGAGCACAGACUGUUUAAUCAAAAUUAAAGAGGUACUAAUUAAGUUAGCGGUGCUUAAGCAUGGAUAUCCAUUAAACCUGGAAUACCGAGUUUAGCAACCACUGCACUAGUGGAUUCAAAAUAAAUAAUUGAAACUACAGUAGUGGUCCUAAAGGGGUUACUAGACUUUCCCGUGUGUAUGUCAUGUUAUAUUAUUAAUGACUUAUCUAGACUGGAGGUCUGGGCGGAUAAAUGGAGAAUGAGGUUCAAUAUAGACAAAUGUAAAGUUAUGCACUUUGGGACUAAGAACAAUCAGGCAGCCUAUAAACUAAAUGGGGAAAAUAUAGGGAUAACCGUAGUUGAAAAGGAUUUGGGGGUGCUCAUCGAUAAUAGACUUAGUAGCAGUACGCAAUGUCAAAAUGCAGCAACAAAAGCAAAUAAGGUGUUAGCAUGCAUAAAAUGGGGGAAUAGAGACAAGGGACGAGCGUGUAAUCCUGCCACUGUAUAAAUCAUUGGUGCGGCCACACCUGGAAUAUUGUGUACAGUUCUAGGCACCUCACUACACUAUAAAAAAAAGAUAUCUUGGAACUCAAAAGGGUUCAGAGGCGAACUACCAAACUGGUUAAGGGGGUUAGAGUCACUGAAUUAUGAGGAAAUACUUAAAAGGUUAGAUUUGUUUAUAUUGGAAAAGAGGUGACUGAGAGGGGACAUUAUUAAUAUUUAUAAAUACAUAAAGGGACAAUACAAGGAUAUAUCUGUUUAUUAAAAAAAAAACACUACACAGGACACGGGGUCACCCCCUGAGCUUAGAAGAAUUUUUUUUUUUUAUACACAACGGAGAAAAGGGUUCUUCACAGUAAGAGCAGUAAGGAUUUGGAAUUCUCUGCCAAAGAAGGUAGUAAUGGUGCACUCAAUCAAUAAGUUUAAAAAUGGACUAUCUAAAUUCAUAAUUGAAAGAAAUAUCCAAGGAUACAACAUUUAAAUUAUAUAAAAUGUUAUACAGGUUGACCUCUAUGGACAUUUGUCUUUUUUCAACCUCAACAACUACUGUAUGUAAUUAUCAACCAUUGUUUACUGUAUGUAGCAUCUACAUAUUACACAGUGCUUUCAGACAAUAUUCAGCCAUUCACAUCAGUCCCUACCUUUUGUGGAGCGUGCAAUCUAUCUUCCCUACCUCACACCCACUACAAAAGGGUUACGUUUGUCAUAAGCCAGAAAGAGCACCUGGAUGAAACUCAUGCAUAACACGGGGUGAACAUACAAACACCAUACAGGCAAACCCAAGCAGCUUGUUUUUUCAUGUCUGUAGACAUCAGACCAUUGCCUUUCAUUAUUGGGUAAGAUAAAAAAACCACUACUGUAUAAAGAAUGAGACGAACGCAGCACGAAUGCAAUCUAAGUUAGGAGAAUCUAUUUUUCUCCCUGAGAAUCUCAUGUUACAGCAUCUCAUUACGAGAAAUAACAAUUGUGUAAUAUUCAUUGACCUUUGUGAAAUAACACUCCUACACAUCAAAUUAUACAAAUACAUACUGAGAGAUGUGUCAGUGCCUGUCUGUGCCAUGUCAGCACUAAAUUAAAGGACACUUCAAAUGUUUAAAAUAUAUCAAAUCCAUCUCUCCAUGGAGUAUUAAACACAAUUUCUUUUCAUUUGCUCAGGUGACUGCAUCUCUUAUCAGUGGUUUCUGUUUCUCGCUGCCACUCAUAAGUAUCGGUAGCCCCAGCAACAGCGAAAUAAAAAUGUAUCUAAUAGUUUGGAGAGGAAAGCGCACUGGUAUUCCCUAGUAUGUACCACAUAAAUACAGUGUGGCAGUUCUUCACUAAAAGUAACCAACCUUCUAUAAUGUACAGCAGCACAAAGUAUAAUAAUGUAAUGGCACAGAAUAAAUGCAGCACAGUAAUCAUCGUUUACAUGCUAAAUCUUACACACAGACUCAGAAUAGAGAAAAAAGAAUUGAGUAAACGCAGUGUCCUAUUAGGCUUCAGUCAUGGCUUAGAUGCUGAGGCCAUAUAUCCAGAUGUAGCAACGCUCAGCUUUGCCGCCGAGCGUCUUUGCAACAUUACAAGUGUGUGGGUUUUGUUUUUUGGCACAAAAUAGAAGGACCGUUAAAUUUGUAAUAUUAAAAAACAUACAGAAUUGUGUUAUUCUUACUGGCCAUUAGUUUCAAAAUCUAUUUCAGUGGCUCGUUAUUAUUAAUAAUCUUUGCUUUCAGUAUUUCACUGUUUUAUAGUUUUUUAUCGUACAAUUUUUUUAAUGGCCCAUUUAUUUAUUUUUUGUUUCUUAUUUGUACUCAAUUGAUAGCCUAGAUUAAUCUUUUUAUCUUUAUUAUGUUUCACUUUCUCUGGGCCUGAUGCCAAGUGAGGACUCUUUGGUGUAGCGUUAUCUGAAAUAAUUGUGCAUGCCCUAGAAAGUGAGUGUAGGCAUAUAUGCCCAUAGAUAUGUGUGAUUAUGCACCUUAUAUCUACAUCUACCUGGAUAGGCAACAUACAGAGAGACAGGCAAUUUAAUGUGGGGUGGGUAAAGACAUGUUAUGCAGAAUGGAACAAAUGCCGCAUAUGCACCUGACAAGCUGUAAUAAUUACACUACUCAACCUUUUUUUUUUUUUUUAUUCUUUGCAUCUGGCAUGUGAAUCUGUAUUUUCAUCUAAUUUAGAGACGCUGAAUACAAUGGAUAGGUCAGGUUUUCUCCAUUGCAUCACAUUUAUUAGAUACACACAAAUAACCAAAAAAAGGUAAUUGCUAUAUCAGAAAAAAAAGUUAAAAAUUCAAUUAAUCUCUAUAGAAUUUAAAUAUUUUCAUUGAAUUUAAAUACUAAUAAAACUACAGAAAUGCUUAAAAACUGCAGAAACUAUCUCCAGAAACUCUUAACAAUCCAAAUUAGCUGUAAUUGUUAAUAAAAUAUAAAGUCACUUUGCUUUGAGGAAAUAGGAUGUUGACGCUUUCCAUUUGUACAGUGCCUCAUUGGUCUCUCUAAAUUUGAACCAGCAAUAGCCCCAUCAUUGCAGGGUCCCAGCGUCCUUGGCAGCCAUUGUUCAUUGUCAGAAUGUCUUGGUGAAAAUGUUCCCCCUGUUCACCUACCGUACCCAAGUUGUCAGGGAAAACAUCUACAUGGUAAACUAAAAGUUUGUGAAGUUAAGCGAAGCAAAGCUAAAAGAAGACCCCCAAAUAAGGAAACUGCUUAAUGAAAUAUUUAACGCUAAAUUGAUUAGCAUUGAGUCAGGGAACAGAAAAGAGGCAAACUACGUGUCUAUCGUGAAUGAACUAUUGGACAACUACAAGAAUAUGGGUGGUACAAUGUCACUUAAAAUUCACUUUUUCCUUCAGAUAACUGAAAGCCUGGUCUUUAUCCAGAGCUUCAUUAGUUACAGAGGUAAAAUGAUUUUAGGUGGCUUAACCAAUGGCAUGUAGCGGAUAUUUUUCUCUCCAUCAUCAUGGGUUUCUCUCUCUGGCCACUUCUAUGUGAUACAGUGAUUUUAUGGUGUCUUUGCUGUCCCAUAAACACUGGAAUAAAUGUUUUCAAAAUAUCUUAAAACCCUUACAUGAUAUCAAAUUUCUGAUGGUAUAUUUGGAUUGUACACACAAAGGCCCUCAUUCCGAGUUGAUUGCUCGCUAGCAGUUUUUAGCAGCCGAGCAAACGCUAUGCCGCCGCCCACUGGGGGUGUAUUUUAGCUCAGCAGAAGUGCGGACGGUAGUAUCGCAGAGCGCCUGCAAAAAUUUUUUGUGUAGUUUCAGAGUAGCUCAAAACCUACUCAGCGCUUGCGAUCACUUCAGACUAUUCAGUUCCGGAUUUGACGUCACAAACCUGCCCAGCCACGCCUGUGUUUUCCCUGCAUCGCUGAACCCUGUGCAAAAGUGCAUCGUUCAUUGUGCCUGUAAGUUGCGCGUGCGCAUUGCGCAGCAUACGCAUGCGCAGAACUUCUUAUUUUUUUUUAUUUUCAAUAAAUUAGCAAAAAUCUCAAAAAAACUUUUUUCACUUUGUCAUUAUGGGGUAUUGUGUGUAGAAUUUUGAGGGAAAAUUAAUUUAUUCCAUUUUGGAAUAAGGCUGUAACAUUACAAAAUUUUGAAAAAGUGAAGCGCUGUGAAUACUUUCCGGAUGCACUGUAUAUUGUUUAAUAUUCUAUUAUUCCCCAUUUAAAGCUAGCAGACAGAACCACCAACAGUUAGCAGUUUUGAACAGUGGACUCUUCAUAAAUAAACCCUUAUGUACGUAUAUAUAUAUAUAUAUAUAUAUUUUAUUUUAUUUUACUCAGAUUCCUUAUUCUUUUUUUCUGUCCUUUCAUCUGCAUCCUUCACCUUUUUGUCUAGUAUUUCUUUUCCUUUGUCUCCUUUCAUAGCUAUCAGUUGUAAACACUAAGAUGCAUGUGUACGUUGUCCCAUCUGAUAUGCUGUACAUCAGAUAGUCCGAACCCGCUGACAACCCCAUGAAGAUGAAUGUGGAAUGUACAGCUAUAUCAUGGUCGGACACCAGAUUGUGCAGUGUGUACGGCUGCGCGGUAUAUUGAUACAUUGGCCCUCUUGUUGGGUGGAAUACACAUUGUUCUGUUGUUGUUAUUUGUUAUAUGAGUUUAGGCAAGGUCAGAUUAACAGUUAGGCCCAGUGUCAUGAUAACGUGGGUCAGAUGGCACAUGGUCAGCCAUAAGUCAUUAGUAUUAAAAUUGUAUUUCUAUUUUCCUCACAAAAUUUAGCAAAUGUUUUACUUUAAGUAUCUAAGGAGACAUUGGUGCUGAUAUUGUAAGACAUGCCCUCAUGGCACUGGCCACACCUCUUCUGCUUCUCACAAUAGGCCCUAAUUCCAUUUCAGACCCAGGCCCACGUGGUCCUUAAUCCAGCCCUGAGUUUAGGUGUUUGGGGCACAUGGGUAAAGGAUAUUUAUUUGCUUACAUUGUAGGAAAUGUAUCACAAUCUUACCCAUUGUCACUCAGAACACUUUACAAUUAGAGUUGCAGGCACAGACCUAUUCUAAUUUAUUUAUUAAGUUACUUAUGUCCUUCAACUUCCAUCGGUCAUAGGAGGAUUAUUUUCUUAAUGUGUUAAAAUAUAGAUCUAAAUUAUUUUAACUAUUUCCCACUUUCAAGAGGAAGAAAUUAAAUGGGAUUGGUUGUAACAGCAAACACUGGAAUUGCACAUGUUUUGGUUGCUUUUUGAUUCUCAAUUUGUAAGAAAAAAAAAACUGCUUAUCUGACAAAUGACCAUUCCGCAUGUUUACAAUACUUUGUUAAAUAUAUUUAUAAAAAAAAAAACUUUUAUAGCUCAUGAAAAUAUUGUUUUUAAAUAUAAUUUUUUUUAAUGUAUGUUCAGUCCUAUCCACUUACCUUUUACUAUUAUUGGAGAGAAUCAGUAUUCGAUUAAAUGAUUCCACCAUCUAGCUCACCAAAGCACUGAGAUUGGCUUGUAGGCUUGCCAGUCUAGAAAAGGGGUGUGUUCUGGCCUCUGAAUUCACGUGCACAGAUAAUAUUACUUGUGUAUUGGAUUACUUUACAAUUUAUAAAAUGGCAUGUGAUUCAUAAGCCAGAUGUAAAAUAGAAUCAUUUAUUUGUAUUGCUGUGCCAAGCGGAUUUGUAGGACCAGGUUACAGAAACGUAGCACACAGAAUACAGAUGUUUGAAUAGAACAGACAUGAGGCCUCUGUGUAUGGAAGCAACAGUGUGUUAUUUGUGUGCUAUAAAUCAUCUAUGCCACAAAUACAUAACCUGAGCUUAGUAUAUGGUGUGAUAGUGGGUAUUUGGCACACAAGCGCAUAGUGCGUUUAAAUAUGAUCUAUUUAUUAAUAAGUGAUGUUAUAAUUUAUGUAAUCUGUACUCAGAGUUGUUUUACAGUAAUAUUUGACCAGUAUAACUUUAGGUUACUCUACAAUCACCCUAUAGUUUGUGCAGCAUUAAGAUACAGAUUUGCAGUUUGUGCUAGUAAAAUGUAUAAUUUUUUUUCUCAUCUAUCUAUUCUUGGUAAAAUAGUUUGACUGAAAGAGGUGUGAGGUGAUAGUAAAAUAACUAAAUAGUGCAGCAUUAUUCUCUAUGCCACUUAUCAAUUGUGCUAGAAGAUAUAUUAAUCCUACAAUGCGUCUAAUAGCACAGGGAUUUUAGGCAUCCUGAUGUGACGACAAAUGCAUUGAUGAGUCAACUUCUGACACUGAGCAGCCAGCUGGCGUCACUAGAAAUGUACAGUUGAGCCCUUAUAAGGAUACCACGCAAACAGGACAAUCUGCACUAGAGUUAGAUUUAUAUGUGCUUUUCCUGUCACUAGGUCAUAACUUGCUGUAAAUUAGUGCCCUAGAAUUUCAAUACAGUGCAAAACACUUUGCACAGGAAUGUGUGCAGCUAAUCAAUGUCUACUAGGGUGUAUUGAAUAGAAGACGUAAAAGAGGUUUUUUGUUAUUUUGCUUGUUCAAUUUGUUAAUUAUGUGUCUUAAGAAACAAAAAUAGAAAAUGGUACAACUGGCAUAUAAUGCAAUACAUCUUUAAUUGUUUGAGGUACAGAUGGAGCAAUAGUUAUCAGGUUAGAUUAACCAAAAUAGUUAUAUCUGGUCUCAGUUAAUUUGCUGGUAUGCGUAUAUGGUAAUUAGAUUAGGCUGGUUCAAUAUUAGCCAAACUGCUGCUGGAUAACUAGUGCGCUUUCUAUAGCUCGGAGUAUCCAUAGUAUUAAGGUGCUUUCAAACACUUAAGCUGGGUACACUUAAGUAAUGAAUCACAUAGAAAUAAAAUUGUUACAUUUUGAAAAUACUGUUACUGGAAUACUGUAUAAUACUGUACUAAUUUCAAUUACCUCGGAAAACAAUAAACGGCAAUGUACUUA